Messenger RNA from Manduca sexta (tobacco hornworm), 2616 nucleotides. RefSeq names its product 4-coumarate--CoA ligase 1. Gene Ontology annotation, molecular function: long-chain fatty acid-CoA ligase activity. The record is from RefSeq and is a predicted model, not a curated record. The coding region runs from base 216 to 1823 and encodes 535 amino acids. NCBI's taxonomy places the organism in Eukaryota, Metazoa, Arthropoda, Insecta, Lepidoptera, Sphingidae. Gene Ontology annotation, biological process: fatty-acyl-CoA biosynthetic process; long-chain fatty acid metabolic process. The transcript is spliced from 9 exons.
UAAAUAACUCAGUUUCACCGCAAUUGCACGCCGGAAUGCACGUUUAUUUAUAGUGCAUAAUAUUAUUAGUCCAAAGAUCAAUGUAUUAAAGUACAAUUUGCAAAAAUUACAGGGAAAUUGUUGAAUAUAUAGUUUUAAUUUCAAAACUGUUCGUUAAGUUUUGCUAGUUGUUAUUUUCUUUUCUAUAUUGUGAGGUAAAGUGUAUGAGUUAGAAAAUGUUGAAGAAUCCGCUAUAUUUGUACGGUUCGAAGGACAUAUUAGUACCGGUACAUUUGAACUUCGGUGAAUUCAUUAUAGAUAAACUAUGGACGUAUCGGGAGAAGGUGGCCGUGAUCAACGGAGCUACAGACGAAUUCCUAACAUUCGGGGACAUUCUCCAACAAGCAAUGAACUUCUCUAUCUCACUCGCUCGUAUGGGUGUGAGAAAAGGAGAUGUGAUCGCUUUAUGCUCUGAGAAUCGGGAGGAGUUUUGGGGGGCUGUUAUUGGAGUUAUAUGUUCUGGAGCAGUGUUAAGUACUGUUAGUACUGCUUAUGUUGAAGGUGAAAUAAAACACGCGAUGAGCAUAUCAAAACCAAAAUACGUGAUAAGUUCACCAUCAUUCUACAAAAGUCAUGAAGUGACUCUAAAAUCAUUCAACCAUGUGAAGAAGAUAAUCAUAUUUGGUGACGAAAAGCCAAAUAAUACGUUAUUGUACAAAGAUAUGGCAGUAGCGAAUGGCGUUUUUAAAAACGUUAAUUACGACGAUUUUAAAGCCGUUGAUGUGAUCGGACAAAAAGAUACGUUAUUCAUAUUGUAUUCGUCGGGUACAACAGGAUUGCCUAAAGGAGUAAUGUUAUCACAUUUGAAUGUGCUGACUGCUUGUUCUGUGUCACCAUCAAACGACCCCAACGCCGUCACCAUCGGCAUCAGCCCCUGGUACCACGUGAUGGGUCUGGUCGGAGGACUCCUAUCGUUCUCUUGCGGCAGGACUUCGGUCUACACGGCUAAGUUCAACGUUGAACUGUUCAUGAAAAACAUCGAGAAGUAUCGGACCCAACAACUAACAGUAGUGCCGCCAGUAUUAGUAGCUGUUUGUAAGUCUACCCUCAAGUCUGAUUUGAGCUCCGUAAGGGUGAUCUACUCCGGGGCCGCUCCUCUGCAUAAAGAAACUGUUGAAGCAUUGUAUGAAAAGUUCCCAAAUUUACAGGGAGUAUUGCAAGGAUACGGCGCGUCAGAAACUACACUCGCUAUUUGCAGGUUCGAUAAGGUAGUUUCUACAAAACCGGGAAGCGUUGGAAGGGCCGCCCCUGGAGUUGUUCUGAAGGUAGUCGACAUAGAAACAAGGAAACCUUUAGGACCUAACCAGCAGGGAGAGAUUUGCGCGAAGGGAGAGCUUCUGAUGAAGGGUUAUAUGGGCGGAGGAAAGAAAGAUGAUUUCGAUGAAGAAGGAUUCUAUAGAACUGGAGACGUCGGUUACUACGAUGAUGACAAAUACUUCUACAUCUGCGACAGGUUGAAGGAAUUGAUCAAGUAUAAGGGAUACCAGGUACCUCCAGCUGAAUUAGAAGCAGUACUUCUCCAACACGAAGCGAUCAGCGAUGCAGGUGUAGUGGGGAUACCAAACAAGGCAGCUGGGGAGGUGCCAAUGGCCUUUGUUGUUCUACAGCCAGGCAAAACUGCAACUGAAGAAGAGAUAAAAUUCUUCAUUGCUAAACGGUUAUCAAAUCCAAAGCGGCUAAGAGGCGGAGUCAAGUUUAUAAACGCGAUCCCCAAGAAUGCCAGCGGCAAGAUAUUAAGAAAAGAAUUAAGAAAAAUGGCAAAGUCUGUUUCAAGUAAAUUAUAAAAGAAAUAUGUUUGCACGUUAUCCUAAAAUCAUCUAAAUCUUUGAUUAUUUUUAUGAUUAUUUACCGCCAUUUUAAAGCAUCACGUUGAUGAAGCAAUUAUUGGUGUACUACAGAUUAUUUGAGUUGGGAUUUAAGUGAAGCGGCGAUAGCCUAGUUGGGUGUGGAACGGACUGCCAAGACGAAUGUCCGCAGGUUCAAAUCCCAAGGGCACACACCUCUGACUUUUCUAAAAAAUCAUAUGUGUAUUCUUUGUGAAUUUAUCGUUCGCAUUAACGGUGAAGGAAAACAUCGUGAGGAAACCUGCACAUCUGAGAAGUCCUCUAUAGGAAUUUCGAAGGUAUGUGAAGUCUACCAAUCCGCACUAGGUCAGCGUGGUGGACUAAGGCCUAAUCCCUCUCAGUAGUAGAGGAGGCCCGUGCUCAGCAGUCGGCAAGUAUAUAAUACAGGGCUGAUAUUAUUUAUAUUAUUAUUACGUAAGAGAUGUCAUGUGGGACGGUGAAGGUACACGUGAAGAAUAUCCAAAGAGUAUUGUUGAACUGGGACAGGAGGUGUCGUGUAUAUUAUAGUAUAUUGCUGGUGAGCAAGCAAGCGAGUAAUAGGUUACAUUACCCGCUUGCUUGCUUAUUGACUGGGGAUAAGGAUAAUAUUGAUAAGUCUUUUUAAAUUAUAGGGACAAUAAGAAGUAUAGAAAUAUAUUAUCAUAAAGAAUUUUGCUCGUUUAAAUAAUAUGUAUUAAUGGUUGUCCUUUGGUCGAAAAUCGACCGUCAAAUAAAAUACAUCUAACACAAAUUA